This is a messenger RNA of Glycine soja, 1203 nucleotides long. RefSeq lists its product as uncharacterized. NCBI's taxonomy places the organism in Eukaryota, Viridiplantae, Streptophyta, Magnoliopsida, Fabales, Fabaceae. The record is from RefSeq and is a predicted model, not a curated record. Bases 534 to 989 code for a protein of 151 amino acids. The transcript is spliced from 3 exons.
CUCAUUUUCGCACAAUCAAGCAAGCGCUUAUUAUUACAUUAUUAACUUCCCCAAAGGAGAAUCCCCCUCCUUACAAGAGCCAUUUCUUUUCUUUCUCAAUGGCUUUACACUUUGAUUUGAUACACUGUCUGUUGAGCUGAUUCCAAAGCAUUAUUAUUACGUUAUUAACUUCCCCAAACGAGAAUCCCCCUCCUUACACAUCACAACACCACAAACCCAACACCAUCAUCAUCGUUCACGCCAAGUAAACGAUCCUCUCUUCUCCACCUCACCCUUUCUCUCUCUUCUCUCUCUUUUUCUCUCUGUUACUUCACAAUACCAACAGCACAACCUGGUUCCGGGUCGCACUACUUGCCCCGGAUCAGGACCCUUCUCAUGCAACCACCGAUUCAAGUGUUUUUCGCCUUUCCUAAACAACAACUAUAGGCAACUAAAGUCGACCCUUUGGCUAGAUAAUCACACCAACAUCAAAAAAAUCGUUUUUUGCUUUGUGGGUAUUGGUGUUUUAUUUUUAGUUGUGACAAAAAAAAAACAUGGUGGGCAUAUUUUCGAGAUUCUCUGUUGGAAGAAAUGUCCACCGACGAACGCAAAGUGCCCUGGAUGAGAGGGAAGUGAGGCCCCCAAACUCAGAGGCUGCUGCUGCAGUUGCAAGUGCUGCAACUGCCACUUCUCAUGGGAUUGAAGUGGCUGUGGAGUUUAAGCCAGUUGAACAUCCAAUUGAACCACUUGACAAUGAUAGGCCCAUUCAGUGCCCGUUGCCAGAACCAUCUAUUCUUAAUGAUGGAAGAAUAUGGAAAGAACGAGUAUCUGCUACUGUGCGUAGAAGAGGGGAUCUGCCAGUGAUGAAGGAAGGGGGAACGCUUGAAUCUGAAGAUGCUGGAGCAAGGCCACGGACGUCCCGGUCUAAUCGGAUGAUCUUACCAUCUGUUAGUGCUCCGGAGCAUAAUCUUUUAAAACUUCUUGAAGAGUGUAAUGCUUCAGGCAUCUAAACUGGUAUUGUUUUUAAUGUAGUAUUUUGUUGUCAACUUAUAUGUGAUACCCUUCAUCUCUUUUUGCUGUCCUUUGCUAUUUCCAUAUAUUAUGCCGCUUAAAUAUGCGUAUGUAUAUUCAAAUGUAUAAUCAUAAAAGUCAAAUGUGGCACAUUUUCACUAGCUUCUUUAUGAAGACUCUAGUAAUAUGCUUCAAAUUUCUACUUUGGAUCCA